ACCUCCUGUCAUGUCAACAUGUACACUGCUGCUGCUGUCUCAGACGGGCUGUGGACUCUGUGAAUACCCCCAGCAGUGCAAGCCACCAGUACCAAAGGAGCUGUCUGUGAACUACCAGCCCUCUGGAGAAAACAAGUCUCUCUCUCUAUGCUUGGAAGAGUUUAAAACCUCUGAACCCUACAAACCUAUUGGAGAAGGUCAGCUCUCUGUGUACCUAAAGAAGCACUCUGGUCAAAGCAAAGCUUUUGACACAUCUGCCAAAAGCAUGCCUGCUGAACACUGUGAGGUGUCUGAACUAAUUGAAGCCAUGGAUUCAAGCGAGCCUUCUGAGCAAUCUGCUGAACCCUGCAUCAUUGUGGACGAAAUCAAAAACUCUUUGGACUAUACUGAACCCCAAAAGGUCAAUGGACAGAUGGAUCCCUCUGUGCACAGUGCCGAUCAUUACAACAUGAAUGGAGAACAUGCAGAGGAGAGCAAACCUUCUGUGCAUUAUAAUAGGCAUUCUGUGGGCUUUGAGCAAUGCAUCAACAAGCCCUGUGAGGACUAUCCAGCUCUUCACAAGCACACUAAUCAGUGUAAGUCUUCCAAGUUAAGCAAAUCAUUUGAACAAUGUACUCAACAUUGUGAGUGCUUUGAGUUCAGCAAGUCCUCUGAGCACUGUGCUAAUGACUGUCUAGCUUCUGUAUUUAGGCAACACUGCGAACAUUGCACAGGACACUUUCAGUCAUCUGAACAAUGCAAGCCUUCUGAUCAACACUGUAUGUCCUUUGAGCCAAGCAAACCUGCUGAGAGCUCUGUGUUUUUUGAGCAAUGUAAGAUAUAUGACUUCAUACCUGACAUCUCUGAAUCCACUAAAUCAAUCAGAUCAUUUGAGCACUGCACUGGUAUUUGUGAGUAUUCAGAAAAAUACAAUCAUAUUGAACACCCAACAGAAUAUAAUGAGACUACAAUGCCAUGUAAUGAGGAUUUAAAGUUUUGCACAACAUUAGAACCUAUACAUUCUUCAGAUUUGAACAAGCCUUCUCAACGCUAUGCUGAACAAGUUGUUCCCAAUGAAAGUAGACAUGUCUCUAAAGUUUGUGAACCCACUGAGCAAACUCUGCUUACUGAACAAAGCAGUCAUCAAUCUGCUGAAUAUGAUAUACCCUCUGGGCACUGUGAACUGCAAAACAAUCUCUACGAGCAAAGUGAGACAAGUGUACAGUGUGAACUGUCUGAGCGAUGUAAUUCUUGUGAGAGGUGUCCCGGUCAACAUCAAAGCAUAAAUGACAAGUACUAUGAGCCUAGCAUUGCAUUAUAUUCUGAGGAAGACAAGUCUUCUGAGUGCUCAUCCAUUGAAACAAGGUAUUUUGAAUCUUGCAUAGAUGACAGUAUGAAUUCAGACCCAUUAACUGAUUCAGCUGAAUCCUAUGAAGCAUUAGUGGAAGAAGGAGCACCGGACAAAUCCAGUGAUGAUAAAGUUAAAUUCUGUUCAGAGAUAUGGGAAUCUUUUGACAAUUGUCCAGAUGCGGUAGAAUGUGAGGAAAGCAAUCCUGAUGAAGACAAACCUCACUCGGAUGCAGUCGUUGUUGAGGAAUUCUUUGACUUAUUCGAUAAAGAGGAUACUUAUACCUUUUCUCAAAGGCGACCUUAUACCUCCUGUUUUGAAGGGGGAGGGGUUCAUGAGCACAUUUCUGAACAACUUAAACCUCACAUGUCUAUUAUGAAUGAGGAAGAAACACAUAUGCCCUGUGCCAAAAAAAGGCUUGAACCACUUGCUUUAGAUGAGAAAAUCAAUGAGAAUGAAGAUUUUAGUCAAGAAGAAGUUGAUGAAUCUUAUGAAACUUGUGCUGAGGACAGACAAUUGAAUGUAGACUGUGCUGAUGAUGAGGCAUCAGCCUCUGGAUCCUUUGCAGAGGAGGAAACAUGUGAAUCUUGUUUUGAAGAAGCCUCAGCUUAUGAAGUUGACGUUUAUGAAGCUUUUGUAGCAAAAGAAAAUGCUAUUAAGGCUGAGGCCCACAAGCCCUUUGUUGAGGAAGAUGAACUUUGCAUUGCUGAAGAUAAAGCUGGUGAGGCUCAGGCCAAUGAACCCUUAGUUGAUGAGGACAACAUGUACGAACACAGUGCAGAGGAAGCUUCUCAUGGAUCCUCUGCUGACGUGUCUUUUGUUGACGAUGAUGAAGCAUAUGAGGGCCAAAAUGAUCAGACUUAUGAACCAUGCUUUGAAAAAGAGAAAACUUGUGAUGAAGAAAACCAGAAAAUACGCAUCACAGAAGAUGAAUUAUACAAGCCAUAUGCUAGAGACAAAGCUUAUGGAUCCUAUGAACAGUGUGGUGAAGAUUGCAUCGCAUAUGGCUGUGAACAUACAACAUUUUCCACCGAAGGGGAAGCUUAUACACUCUGCACUGAGGAGAAAGCCUGUGAUGAAGAGCACCAUGAAUAUGAAAGCAAAGCCAAUGAAUCUAAUGUAAACCAAGAAGCUAACGGAUUCUGUGAUGAAGAAGACUCUCAUGAUACAUGUAAUGAAGGAAUUGAUGACAGCACUCCUGAGACAUAUUUUAAAGAUGGAGUGUGCACUGAGGAGGGAGAGCAUGAUGCUCCAUGUGCUGAGGAGAGUGAAUGUUCUGACUCAUUUGAGGUUAUAACCAAAGACACUGUAUUAUGCACUGAAGGAAGCAAACCAGCUAUGCCUGAUGGUAUUGCAUUCAAUGGAGAUCAAACUGAUUCCUCUACAACCUCUUUGAAAGAGAUAGAUGAGCAAAACAAGUCAUCUGAAUUGUGUGAGGAUCUGAACACACCAUAUCUGUCUGAGAACUGGGAGGAACACAAUGGUGUCUCAGAGCAUCUCCAACCCUCAGAGUCAGAGGACUUUUCAGAGCAGGUGUCUAAGAAAACAAGCCCCUCUUUCGAUGGUGCUGAACAUAGUAAAAACUCCAUGGUCAGCGAGCCACCUGAACAUCACGCCGAACAAACAGAGCCCGCUGAAAAAAGUGAGCUGGAUGAGAAAAUGGAGUCGCAUGAAUUCUUUAAGAUUGUGGCCUCUGAACAACCAAGUGAGGAGUCUGAGGAGGAGCUGAGUGACGAUGAGUCUGAGGAGUCCUGUGAAUGCGAGUACUGCGUUCCACCUAGAGACCAGGUCCCAGCAAAACCUCUGCUCCCUCAAAUCAAAUCAAAAGAUGCAGGGAAGAUCUGUGUGGUGAUUGAUUUGGAUGAAACAUUAGUGCACAGUUCAUUCAAGCCAUUGAACAACGCUGAUUUUAUAAUUCCAGUGGAAAUCGAUGGAACAGUUCACCAGGUGUAUGUGUUGAAGCGACCCCAUGUCGAUGAGUAUCUCAGAAGAAUGGGGGAGUUGUUUGAGUGUGUUCUGUUCACUGCGAGUUUAUCCAAGUAUGCUGAUCCCGUCUCUGACCUGCUGGAUAAAUGGGGUGCCUUCCAACACCGUCUCUUCCGGGAGUCCUGUGUUUUCCACCGAGGAAACUAUGUGAAAGACCUGAGUCGUCUGGGCAGGGACCUCAACAAGGUCAUCAUUGUGGACAACUCUCCAGCCUCCUACAUCUUCCACUCUGAUAAUGCUGUCCCUGUAGCAUCCUGGUUUGACGACAUGGCUGACACAGAGCUACUCGAUCUCAUCCCGUUCUUCGAGAGACUAAGCAAAGUGGACGAUGUCUACGAUAUUCUCAAGCAGCAGAGGACUGCAAGCUAGUGUGUAAUAAGACACCGGCAGCAACUUUUCACCACGGGGGGCCAUGGAGGAGGCUGGUGGGCAACAGGCUUCAAGUUUCUUCCCACUAGAAGGACCAGCUAGUGUCUUUCAGUCGUCGUCACCCAGCGAAUUCCAUUCACACACAACGUGAUAUAGAGGCCACUCAAUUUGGCACAGAGACAGAACUGGGAGGAACUACUUCAUGGCAAACAUUGAAAAGAGUGGUAUGAGUAAUUUUUUUUCACAUUUGAUGCAGUAAUCCCCUCAUAGUUACGACUUUUCCUCCUGAAGACAAGGUUGAGUAAAGCCCUUGUUCGUGGGACGGUGAUCAUUUAAGCAGGCAAUAAAGUCAUUUUUGCAAAGCAAUCGGUGAACACAAUAUUAAAUACUAAGGGUGUUUAUCUUGAGAUCAAGAUAACUCAACCCAUUCCCACGUUUGAAUAAGUUUUACCCAAAAUGCCCAAGUAAGGGCAUACGUUACGACAAUCAUUUAAAGAUUAUUGUUUCCAAAAAUGUCCUACUGUACCACAAGUGUAUUGUUUUUGAAUUUUAAUCAUUUUUCAUCCCUCUUAACCGAACAUUACUGUAUAUCAAGUGUCUUCAACAUUAAAUACCAUUUUAGGAAAUUAUUCA
Molecule: messenger RNA, 4315 nt
Organism: Coregonus clupeaformis (lake whitefish)
Lineage: Eukaryota; Metazoa; Chordata; Actinopteri; Salmoniformes; Salmonidae
Product: carboxy-terminal domain RNA polymerase II polypeptide A small phosphatase 1
Exons: 6
Coding region: 11-3682 (1223 amino acids)
Molecular function (GO): RNA polymerase II CTD heptapeptide repeat phosphatase activity
Source: RefSeq, a predicted model, not a curated record